AUGUUGGAUCACUUGCCUAACGAUAUAUUGUUAGACAUUUUUCUGAGAUUACCUCUCAAAUUCCUAGUUUUGUUUCCUUGUACUUGUAAAACCCUAAACUCUUACAUCAAAAACCCUAAAUUCGUAACUGCUUACAAUAAGAAAUCCAAAGAAAACCCUUUUGUCUUCUUUAGAUAUUAUUUGAAAUCUGAUGGGUCUGGCAUUCAGCGGUUUAGUUUGCACCAAGAUGUCGAAUCGUCCACUUGGGAAUUCAGAAUGAUGAUGAUGCCCAUGAAAUCUAAUAGUCCGUGUUUUGAAAUUUUGGGUUCUUGCAAUGGUGUGAUAUGUUUGUAUGAUGAUCGACUGGCCAAAAAAAGCAUAACCAAUGUGAUAUACUUGUGGAAUCCUUCAAUAAGUAGAUACAUUGAACUCCCUCCUCCUAAUGUUACAUUGAAGUACCAUCCCCCUAGGCCACCUCCUCUUGUGGAAGUUUAUACAAAAAGUUCAGGGUCAUGGAGAUUCAUCAAGGAUUCAAGCCCUCACUAUCGAAUUAGGACAGAACAUUCACAUUGUUUCGUGAAAGGUAAUAUACAUUGGUUGGGUCGAGACACAAGAUCUAGAUGGCGUCUAUCGUCCUCCUGUAUGGCCAUUGUGACUUUCGAUGUGUCAGUUGAGAAAUUUGAAGGCUAUUCAACGAAGGAUUGUUGCAUAUGGGUGAUAAAGGAGUACGGUGUUGUUGAUUUGUGGUGUAAGAUGUUUAAAUUUGAACAUCCACGUAUGGAUCUAAAAACAAGAACGAUUACCUUUAGGAAAAACAAAGAUAUACUGAUGUUUAUGCACAACAUUAGAGAUAGUGUUUAUAUGUUGUUUUCUGGUUCAAAUGGAGAAUUUGAGGUAUCAAGAAUCCUUCGUCGUCCAUUAAAAGGAUUAUAUAUGGAUUCUUAUGAGGAAAGCUUAGCACUUUUUAAUGAUGGAAAACCAAUUAUGGCUAACGUUUGUGGAGAUGAUGCGGCUGAACAUGAAAAUGUUGAUGAUAUUGAUAUUGAAGAUUAUGACAUAACAUAUGAGUAUGUUGAAGAUGGCUAA
Amaranthus tricolor (Joseph's coat) is the source of this 1065-nucleotide messenger RNA. Its product is annotated as F-box/kelch-repeat protein At3g23880-like. NCBI's taxonomy places the organism in Eukaryota, Viridiplantae, Streptophyta, Magnoliopsida, Caryophyllales, Amaranthaceae. Bases 1 to 1065 code for a protein of 354 amino acids. The record is from RefSeq and is a predicted model, not a curated record. Gene Ontology annotation, molecular function: protein binding. The transcript is spliced from 3 exons.